This is a messenger RNA of Rotaria socialis, 1038 nucleotides long. The record is from the annotation of a GenBank genome assembly. Lineage: Eukaryota; Metazoa; Rotifera; Eurotatoria; Philodinida; Philodinidae.
AUGACGGAACGACGCCAUUUAUUUCUCUUCGUGUGUCUAGUUUCUAUUUUAUUCACUAGUUUUUACCAUGCAAAAUCUUUUCAACAUAUUAAUAAAAAAUCUCUAGUAACAAUAAAACAAUUGCCCUAUCGAGGUUGUAUUGUAACAUUAAUACGAAGUGAUAAUCUCCUUAGUUUAAAUAAAUUAUUAAAUAUGCUUAAUUCGCUUAGUUUGUAUUUUACUAAUAUUCAUUAUUAUACAAUACAUUUAUUUCAUGAAUCUACAUUAGCCAAUCAAACGAAAGAACAAAUAUUACGUUGCGCAUCGAAAUUAAAAAUAAAAUUUUAUGAAAUUUAUUUUAAUCUAACCAUUCCAUCCAACCGUUCUGGUUAUGCAUCUAUGUGUCAAUUUUGGUCGUAUGAUAUCUGGUUUAAAUAUACUAUUUUACAACAGCAAUGUGAUUAUGUGAUGAGAUUCGAUGAUGAUUCUUAUUUAAUUAAUUUUACACAAUACGAUCUAUUUGAAAAAUUUCAUAACAAUCAACUCGAUUAUGCAUAUAGGAUUGUUUAUCAUGACACAAAUGGUUUAGAUUUUCUUCGAGAUAAUCUUCGAACAUUUCUACCAGCAAAUCAAAGUCGACGCGGUUGUAUACAAACUGUAUGUACAUCUUUAAAUGGACCUGAUGGUUAUGAUGGUUUAGCUGUUUAUAAUAAUUUUUUUCUUAUCCGUCUUAAUUUAAUGUAUGAACAUUCAGUUAUAGAAACAUAUUUGAAACAAUUGUUGUCUUUAAAUGCAUUUUAUCUUUAUCGUAUUGGUGAUGCAAAUAUUCAAACGAUAUGUUUAUUACUUGUUGAAAAAGAAUUAAAAAUAUCUUUUCUUAAAUUUCCUUACAAUCAUAAUGUACAUGGUUCGUCAGACUUUACACCAAGAUACAUCUAUUACGAAAAUACAGCAUCCGUAUGGUCGUAUCGUAUGAGAAUACCGAAUAUAACAUGUCAUAGGUUACUAAUUGCAGCAAAAUAUCAUAUGAUAACAAAACUUCUUGAUGAAAAAACUUAA